Stegastes partitus (bicolor damselfish) is the source of this 1349-nucleotide messenger RNA. RefSeq names its product growth differentiation factor 2 (gene gdf2). The record is from RefSeq and is a predicted model, not a curated record. Gene Ontology annotation, biological process: BMP signaling pathway. Gene Ontology annotation, cellular component: extracellular region. Gene Ontology annotation, molecular function: cytokine activity; growth factor activity. Bases 1 to 1263 code for a protein of 420 amino acids. The transcript is spliced from 2 exons. NCBI's taxonomy places the organism in Eukaryota, Metazoa, Chordata, Actinopteri, Pomacentridae.
AUGCAGAUCUCCAGAACCUUCCUGUUCAGGGUGUGUUUGAGUUUGGUGGUUUCGACCGGCUCCUGCACCUGCAAGCCUCUCACCAAUGACAUCCAAAGCGAGGACCUGGAGGGAUUCUACUCUCAGCUGACAGAGGACUUUCUGGAGGAGGAAGAUGCAGACUCGAGGAUGGAGAACCUCCUGGGAACCAUGAAGGAGGGUUUUCUGAGGCAACUCAACCUGUCAGAUGUUCCUCAGGAGCACAGCAAGAUCUUCCCCCCUCAGUUCAUGAUGGAGUUGUACAACAAAUACGCCUCGAACAGCUUGGCAGUACCUCAGUCUGAUGUCAUACGAAGCUUCACUGUCCAAGAUAUCAGUCUCUCUGUGACAGAUGGCACAAAGACCAAACACAGGCUGCAGUUCAAUGUCAGCAUCCCCAGCCAUGAAAAGAUCACCACUGCUGAACUGCAGCUCCUCUUCUUCCCGGAUGCCAGGUCGAAGGUCACCUCCCACAGUUUCAAGGCCAUCGUCAAAGUCUAUGAGCCCGAUUACAACAAUUUCACAUCGCAACUGCUGGUCGGCAAAGUGGUGACAGGCUCAGAGAGCACAUGGGAGACAUUUGACGUGAGCACAGCGAUUCAGAGGUGGAUCAAGUUGGGACAGGCAGCAACAGUCUUUGAUAUAGUGGUGGAUAAGAAGCACUGCGGGGCUUCUGAUAGUGGAGCGGAAGGAACCAGCUGUUUAAAUAUGAGCGUGUCUGUUGGAGAUAAUAGCUCAGCGGCUUUAAUAGUCUUCUCAGAUGACCUCGGUAGCAGGAGGAGGGAGGCGAAGAAAGAACUAAGAGAGAUGAUCCUUCACGAAGAAGACACCAUCCUGCACUCGGGCGCCGACUGGAACAGAGGAAAUCAACUUCCAAACGGGAUCCCGGAGGCUCAGCACCCACGGAGAAAGAAAAGAAAGGCGGAGAGGGAAUACUGCCGGAAAACCUCGCUCAAGGUCAACUUUAAAGACAUCGGCUGGGACAGCUGGAUCGUGGCGCCUCCAGAAUAUGACGCUUUUGAAUGUCGAGGAAUGUGUUACCACCCGCUGACGGACGAAUCAACCCCGUCGAAGCACGCCCUCAUCCAGACGCUGAUGAACAUCAAGGACCCAAGAAAGGCCAACAUGGCAUGCUGCGUCCCCAUCAAACUGGACCCCAUCACAGUCAUGUAUCAGGAGAAUGGACGACUCACCAUAAGAUACCUUUAUGAGGAGAUGAAGGUGGCAGAGUGUGGCUGCAGGUAGUCAGAGAGGGCAGGUUUGUCCUGCUGGUGGCGGUGAACAUACACUCUAAAUAGAGGUGUUGUGGUACACCAGCACUGACAAUAACC